Molecule: messenger RNA, 1640 nt
Organism: Schistosoma mattheei
Lineage: Eukaryota; Metazoa; Platyhelminthes; Trematoda; Strigeidida; Schistosomatidae
Source: the annotation of a GenBank genome assembly
AAAAUUAUCAUAGAUAUACAUUACAAUGUGUAUUAAGUAUUAAUAUGUUUAAUGAAAAAAUUUUCAUUUUUCUUUGGUUCUGGUUUAUUGGUAUCACUUUAAUAAAUAUACACAGCUUCUUACGUUGGUGUUGUAGAUCAACAUUUCAAACUAGUCGAGUAUGUUUUAUUAGAAGUUUAUUAUUUAAUAAAAUCUCAAUGAAGAUAAACAAUAAUAAUAUUAAUAAUAAUAAAUCAGACUAUUCAUCAAAUAAUACUAAUUCCAAUGUAACACAAAAUUCUGAUUACCAGUCGACUAGUCAACAAUCAACAACAAUACAAUUAGCUGAUUCAUUAUCUUCUGAAUGUUAUAAUGAACAAUUAUCAAUAACUGAUAAAAAAGCAUCAGCAUUUUUUACUGAACAUAUUUUAGGACAAGAUGGUGUAUUUGUAUUGCGUUUAAUUGCAUUAAAUGUUGGCCAAUAUAUUGCAUCAAAAAUAGCUUGUCUUAUUUGGGACCGUUAUAGACUUGUAAAUAAUACAUCAAAGUAUACACGUACAAUAAAGAGAACACAAGAAACACCUAUAACGACGACGACGAUGAUGACCACCAGCACCACCGCCACAACAACAACAACAAAAUCACAAACAAAACAUGUUGUAACCAGUAGUAUUAGACAACUGUCGAAUAUUGUUCAAAAUCCACCUAUUCCUGAAAGAAAAGAUAAAAUUAAACAUAAUAAAGAAUUAAAUUCAUCAACAUCUAAUUUAAAUGAAUUAGAUAAUAUUGUAAGGAUUAGAACAUUAAAUGCAUCUAAUACAAUUGGACAAUAUUCACAAAGUUUACCAUCACAAUCAUCUAUAUAUAGUUUAAGAAAUUCUUUUAAUAAUUCUUAUGAUCAUUGUUCACAUUCUGAUAGAAAUUCCUCAAAUAAUUCAAGAAUUCAAAAUUUAAAUCAAACAAAUAAUUUUGUUUAAAAAAUAUACUACUUAUAAGUAACAUUAUUUCAUUAUAUACAUAUAAUUAAGUUUAUGAACAAGCGAACAUAGAUAACACUAACAGAAUAUCUCUAUGGAUUUCAUUAUUGUGAUAUUUCAAUUACAUAAUUUCUUAUAUCUACUAAUUAGAUAAUCAUUUAUUUUCCUAUUCAUUAAAUAUGCAUAAUAUUCUUGGAAUUAUUCAGUCUGAUUGUUAUUUUUGUCGGAAUAAGAGUUUGUGGGAAUUGUAGUAAUUUAAUGGUUGAAUUCUUGUAUCGAUUUAAAUUAGAUCAUCUGAAAAACCUGGAAGCACUGGAUGGUCGUUUUGUUUUAGUAUGAGACAUCAUUGGAUACCGAGUCAGUGGUUUAGAGAUUAAGUAUUCGCGCAUGAGACCGAAAGUUCUGAGUUCGAAUUCUACGUUCAGGAUUGUGGAUGCUCAUUGCUGGGGGAGUCCAAUACUUAGGACGGAACGGUUAUCAAGUGCUUUCAGGUUUUCUAGGGUAGUCUAGACUAAAUCGACUCAUAAAAUAAUUUCUUGAAUUAAUUAACAUUAGAAUUUUGUGACAUUUUUUGUUUUUUUUUCUUUGUAAAAUAAUUCAUAUGUACUGAAGAAUAAAUCAUUUUAUCUGGUGAAUAUGAAAAUAAUAUCACUUAAUGAGAAUAAUGAGGAAAUAAAGAGAAAA